GCUCUUUUAAUUAGUCCCCACCCAGACCCAAUUCAAACUUCAUCCCAAAGCCAGAGCCUUUGUCCUGCUUCUCUCCUCUCUCGUCGCCGUUUGCUUCACUCUCACUGCUCUUGCUUCCGUUGCUGCUGCUGCUCACGGGCGCAGGCUAGGCUAGCCCACCCAACCCACUGACUUGCUCGCGCGCUAGAUCUCCCCUUGAAACCCUAGCCAGACAGCAGGCCCUGCAAUGCCGGCGGAGUGAGGCGGCGAGUGGAUCGACCGAUGCAUCGGGUGGCCGCCGCGAUGGGGGACGGCGGCGGCGGCGAGGGGAGGGGGAGGACGCUAGGGGCGGUCAUCAAGGAGAAGGACGACGAGCUGGCGCUGUUCCUCGAGAUGCGCCGCCGCGACAAGGAGCGCGGCGCCGCCGAGCUGCUGCUCUCCGGCGACGGCGCCGACGCGGCCGGGGACGGGCUACUGCUGCUCGACCCUCCCCCUCAGCCGCCGCCGCCGCCGCCACCCGCCGAACCCAAGGCUGCGCCGGCGGCGUACAGGAUGGGCGGCGGAUUCAGGAGGGCGCCCGGCGGAGCUGACGACUUCCUCAAUUCGGACGCCGGGGACAAAAACGAUUACGACUGGCUUCUCACUCCACCUGGAACUCCACUAUUCCCAUCUCAUGAAGCUGCACCAAAAAGGUCUCCAGUAAGCCAAACUGGAACACCAAAGACUCGCCAAGCCGCCUUAAAAUCAAGGUUGGCCAAUCAUCAAGAUCCUCCAGCAAGAACCACACUUCCUUUGAGAACAGCAUCAUCGAACAGCUUGAACUCAGCUGUGACAACUCGUCGUCCGUCAUCAUCUGGAGGGCUUACGUCUAAUUCAUCUAGGCCUUCAACACCAACUGGACGUGCUGCAUUGACCACUACCUCCAAAGUUUCACGACCUUCAGCUCCCAAUUCUCGGGCAACUCUGCCUGCAAAGACUGGACCUACUGCCCCAAGAUCUUCGACGCCCACUUCCAGGUCAACACUUCCUUCAGCAAGGUCAACAACCCCUACGUCAAGGACCUCUGGCCCUGCUACCAGGACAUCGGUUCCUUCAGGCAGAGCAUCAGCACCUGCUAGCCGAUCAUCAACACCUACUUCAAGAUCAUCGAUACCUGCUACUAGGUCAACCACACCAUUGUCCAGGCCAUCCUUACCAGCACAGAGCAAUCCUGCAUCAAGGUCAUCAACUCCAACAAGACGAUCUUCUGCCCCUUCUGCCCUGCAUGGGAACUUGCCAGGACCAGUUCGACCUUCCUCAGUCUCAAGAUCAGGAUCUACAGUAUCCAAAAGUUCUGCACCGGCAGCGGCAACAAUAGCGCCACCAUCUUCAAGGGGUAGCUCACCUACUGUCAAAUCAAGAUCAUGGAAACCAUCUGAAAUGCCAGGCUUCUCACUUGAUGCGCCUCCAAAUCUGAGGACGUCGUUGCCAGAGAGACCAACCUCUGCUACUCGAGGUAGACCAGGAGCACCUAGUUCUAGAUCUUCCUCUGUGGAGCCUGGUCCAGCUGCUCGACCAAAACGUCAGUCUUGCUCUCCUUCAAGAGGGAGGACUUCAAACGGCAGCGUGCCUUCAGGGAGUUCCAUGCCGGCAGUGAGAAGAUCACAUCUUAAUGGAGGUGACAGUGUGAACCCAGUUCAAAUGGGUAAUAAGAUGGUUGAGAGGGUAGUGAACAUGAGAAGACUAGUUCCUCCAAAACAUGAUGAUCAAAGAUCCAGCCUCAAUAGUCUAUCUGGAAAAUCAUUAAAUUCUCCAGAUAGCUCUGGUUUUGGUAGGUCAUUGUCCAAAAAGUCAUUGGACAUGGCACUUCGGCACAUGGACAUACGCCGCAGCAUACCGAACAAUUUACGGCCUCUUAUGACGAGCAUUCCAGCGUCAUCUGUGCACAGCGCUCGGUCGGGAUCCACAAGGGGCAGGCCAAUGAGUGUUUCAGACUCCCCUCUUGCAACAAGCAGCAAUGCCAGCUCCGAGCCGAGCGUCAACAACAACCUGAUGUGCUUUGACAGUAUCGACAUUGACGAUGAGCUGUGCAGCGAUAGAGCAGGACAGUAUGGGCGGUGAUUUGCCACUUUGCUAGUAAAGAGUUCUGACUGUGAUGAAUAUUCAUGACCACUGAAUAUUCAGAGCGGCUGCAUAGAAGAUCAUCUCCAAGAUGACCUGAUGAGCUCUAUUCUCAUAUGUAGGUUAUUUGAGUGUCUAAUAUUUAUCCAUUCAUGUUAUGUGGGAGCUGCUCCAUGCCUGACUAUCAUCUGGACCUUAUAUGUUAUUGAUAAGAAUCUGUCUUUUUUUUCUGUUCCUUCUUCGACCAGUUCACUA
Brachypodium distachyon (stiff brome) is the source of this 2334-nucleotide messenger RNA. Its product is annotated as nascent polypeptide-associated complex subunit alpha, muscle-specific form. Gene Ontology annotation, biological process: cortical microtubule organization. Gene Ontology annotation, cellular component: cortical microtubule. Lineage: Eukaryota; Viridiplantae; Streptophyta; Magnoliopsida; Poales; Poaceae. The transcript has 5 exons. The record is from RefSeq and is a predicted model, not a curated record. The coding region runs from base 262 to 2079 and encodes 605 amino acids.